Molecule: messenger RNA, 1933 nt
Organism: Raphanus sativus (radish)
Lineage: Eukaryota; Viridiplantae; Streptophyta; Magnoliopsida; Brassicales; Brassicaceae
Exons: 1
Coding region: 101-1759 (552 amino acids)
Molecular function (GO): protein binding
Source: RefSeq, a predicted model, not a curated record
AAACCAAAACACCUUUCACUUCCCAUUAACUCUCUCUCUCUCUCUCUCUCUCUCUCUCUCUCUCUCUCUCUCCUCUGAAAACCCUAACCUCACUUUUCCGAUGCCGGUUACCGACGGCGACCGGAGCUUGACGGAGCUCAUCUCCUCUCUCCUCGUCACUAUCCCCAACCUCCUCAGCUUCAAGUCCAAAUGGUCCUCGAUCCGCGCCAAGCUCACCGAUCUCGACACCCACCUCACCGACAUCUCCGACUUCUCCUCCUCCUCCGCCAACCAGCUCUCCCUAGACCUCCUCGCCUCCGUCCGGGACACUCUAAACGACGCCGUCUCCGUCGCGUCGAGGUGCGAGGGAAGAGAUUUAUCGCAGGGGAAGCUCAAGACUCAGAGCGAGGUCGACUCCGUCGCUGCGAGGCUCGACCGCCACGCCAGAGACGCCGACGUCCUGAUCAAGAGCGGUGUUCUUCUCCAAGACUCGAAGCUGAAGCUCACUGUUCCGUCGUCGACGACGAAGAAGGAAGGUAUUCGAUCGGAGGCGAGCGAGCUCGUCGUACGGCUGCAGAUCGGCUCCGCCGAGUCUAAAACCUCCGCGAUCGACUCCCUCCUCGAGCUCAUCAACGGAGACGACAAGAACGUGAUGAUCGCCGUGGCGCAGGGAGUCGUCCCGGUCCUCGUCAGGCUGCUCGACACGUGUUUAAAGGAGAAGAGCGUUGCCGCGAUCUCGAGAAUCUCGGCCGUUGAGAGCAGCAGACACGUGUUGAUAGCCGAGGGGCUGUCUCUUCUGAACCACCUCCUCCGCGUGGUUGAAUCCGGGAGCGGUUACGCUAAAGAGAAGGCUUGCGUGGCUUUGCAGGCGCUUAGUUUCUCCAAGGAGAACGCUAGAGCGAUCGGUUGUAGAGGAGGGAUCUCGUCUCUCCUCGAGAUCUGCGGAGAAGGGAGUCCCGCCUCGCAAGGGUUCGCGGCGGGUGUGCUGAGGAACUUGGCUUUGUUUGGGGAGAAUAAAGAGAAUUUUUUGGAGGAAGGUGCGGUUUCGGUUCUCGUUACGUUGGGUUGUUCCGGUACGCCUCUUGCUAGAGAGAACGCUAUUGGUUGUUUGGCUAAUUUAACGUCUAGUGGGGAUGGUGAUGAGGAGGAGGAGAUGGUGGUGUUGGUUGUUAGAGAAGGAGGGAUUAAGAUGUUAAAGAGUUUCUUGGAUUCUUCUAACGCGAAGUCUCUCGAGGUGGGAGUUCUGCUUCUGAAGAAUCUUGCUACGUGUCCUGUCGUGAGAGAAGUUGUGGUUUCCGAAGGGUUUAUCUCUCGUUUGGUUCCGUUGCUGAGCUGCGGGGUUCUCGGUGUGAGAAUCGCGGCGGCGGAAGCUGUUGCUUCGCUAGGGUACACCACGAAAAGCAGGAAGGAGAUUGGUGUAAGCAUUGGUGGGUUGAUUGAGAUGUUAGAUGGUAAAGCUGUGGAAGAGAAAGAAGCAGCUUCGAAAGCUCUGUCGACGUUGUUGGUGUGCGCAAGCAACAGGAAGAUUUUCAAGAAGAGUGAACAGGGUAUACUAAGUCUUGUUCAGCUCUUGGACCCGAACAUUAAGAAGCUUGAUAAGAGAUACGCGGUCUCCGCGUUGGAACUGCUUGUGAGUUGUAAGAAAUGUAGGAAACGAGUCGUUGCUGCUGGUGCUUGCUUGCACUUGCAGACGCUUGUGGAGAUGGAUGUUGAAGGUGCUAAGAAAUUGGCAGAGAAUCUUGCCCGGAGUAAGAUUUGGGGCGUCUUUGCAAGGCCGUAAGAGACGACUAUCUGCAUUAACAUUUUGUAUGUAAGAAACAUUGGGAGAUUCUUGUCUUUUUUUUUCUUUCUCUAUAUGUUUUGUUUGAUGAUUUGGUUGUUCAUAAGGUUUGGUUGAUUGAAGUAGGGAGAGUUUAAUUGCUGAUUAGACGAAUAAUAAUAAUAUCUUUGUAGA